This is a messenger RNA of Micropterus salmoides (largemouth bass), 5655 nucleotides long. RefSeq names its product macrophage-stimulating protein receptor-like. Gene Ontology annotation, molecular function: protein binding; ATP binding; transmembrane receptor protein tyrosine kinase activity. Bases 242 to 4363 code for a protein of 1373 amino acids. Gene Ontology annotation, biological process: multicellular organism development; cell migration; positive regulation of kinase activity. NCBI's taxonomy places the organism in Eukaryota, Metazoa, Chordata, Actinopteri, Centrarchiformes, Centrarchidae. Gene Ontology annotation, cellular component: membrane; signaling receptor complex. The transcript has 21 exons. The record is from RefSeq and is a predicted model, not a curated record.
AUGCAGUUCAGUAUCAUUGUAAACUCCGUGCCAGUGGAUCUUCGGCGCUGUCAGGUGAGUUCUCUGCUGCAGGUCAGUGAGUGGAGCUUCACUAACACAGGACAUUUCACUCGUAAGGAAUUCACAUUUUUGAGACAGCUGAACAAAUUACAUCCAGAGCUCCUGCUGGUUCUCCAGAAUGUUCUAUUUGAGGAAAGUAUCUUAUAGGUAGCACUCAAUCACGGUGGACUGUGACGUGGAGAUGGUCACUUGGGCUGCCUUACUGACAGUGUGCAUGUGUAUACAAACGCAAACUGCCUCAGGACAGCAAACAUGUGCUUCUACACCACCCAGGGUGGCGGAUUUUACUGUAAAAUACUCCCUCCCCUACUUCCAAACAGACAAACCUAUACAGAACAUAGCAGUGAACUUAGAGGGGCAUCAGCCAGAUGUGUAUGUUGCAUGCCAGAAUGUAAUAGAGGCGGUAAGCUAUUCUAUGGAAAAAAUAUGGGAGCUGAAAACUGGGCCUGUUGGCAGUCCUGAAUGUAAAACAUGUCAGGUGUGUGCCAUAAAAACAGACCCAGGGGAUCCAGUGGAUACAGACAAUGAAGUUCUACUAUUGGAUUCUGAUGGAUCUCCCAAUCCCUACUUGUACAUUUGUGGGAGUACACAGCAUGGGAUCUGUUACUUCAUUGACAUUGGAGAACUACAGCCUAAGUGUUUAUAUAGAAAGGAGCAAAACUCUCCAACCAACUGUCCAGACUGUCUGGCCAGCCCACUUGGCACCAAAGUCACCAUUGUUCAACAGGCAGCCACAUCGCUCUUUUUUGUAGCAGCCUCUGUCAAUGACAAAGUGGCACAGAGGUACCCAAGGAGGUCGAUAUCAGUGAUGAGGCCGCUUUCAACUGAAGAUGGCUUUCAUAUGGUCAUGAAUGGGCUGACAGUACUCCCUGGUCUACGGGACUCUUACAAGAUUGACUACAUCUACAGCUUCUCCACAGAGGAGUAUGUGUACUUCCUGUCCCUGCAGAGAGAAAAUCCAUCAAAGAGCAAUUCGCCUUUUCAGACUCGUCUAGGACGACUGCCAAUAUUGAUCCCAGAGGUGUGGAUGUACAGAGAGGUGGUCCUGGAGUGCCGGUAUGAGCCAAAGCGCAGGAGGAGAAGGAGAGAUGGCUUCAGGAGCAUUGUGUAUAACGGGCUACAGGCAGCAUACUUUGGACGAGCGGGGAAGGACUUGGCAGAUGAGCUGAGAUUGGACGAGAGAGAUGACAUUCUGUAUGGGGUGUUUUCAGAGGUGGAUGUGCGUGGUCACCCUAAAAAAAACUCAGCCCUGUGUGCCUUCUCUUUGACUAAAGUAAACCAUGACAUUGAUAAGGGUGUGGAAGCUUGCUGCACGUCAGGUCCAGAGCAGCUGUCUAGGGGUCUCUGUCACUUCCAGCCGUGCGAGAGCUGCCCACAUGAGAGCUCUGAAGGUAAUGACACAUGCAGUGCCAAACCCACUCUGGCGGCAAUGCCAUACUACAGACUAGACCUCUUCAACAGGCAGAUGCAAGAUGUCCUUUUCACUGCUGUCCUGGUUACCACUAUUGGGAAUCACACGCUGGGCCACUUUGGUACCUCAGAUGGACGGAUACUGCAGAUGAUUCUUACUAGGGACAGGCUUAUUGUUUUUGCCAACUAUUCUCUGGAAGGGGCCGAAGUGUCCAGGACAGCCGCUGUGUACUCAGAGGAUUCGCUUCUCUUUGUUGUUGGAAAUAAGAUGUUCAGGGUGCCCUCUGCAGGACCGGGAUGUGCACAUCUUACGACGUGCUCCAUGUGUUUGAUGGCUCCACCCUUCAUGAAGUGUGGCUGGUGUUCGGGAAUCUGCUCGAGGCAGCAUGAGUGUGUGUCGCAGUGGAGCAAAGACUCUUGCACACCUAUCAUAACAGAGUUUUUCCCUAAAACGGCACCUGCUGGAGGUGAGACAGAAAUGACAGUGUGUGGCAGGGAGUUUCAGUCUCCUCAGCGAUCGGCUAUUAUCAGCGGCAAAACCCACAUCAUCACAGUGGGCUCCAGGACCUCGUGUACUGUCCUACCUGAAAAGAGCAGUAGUGAAAUGAUAGUAUGCAAGAUUCAGGGAAAAACCAUACCAAACCCGGACCUCAACAUCACUCUGAAAGUGCAAGAAGGGCAAGUGGAGGGCCGCUACGCUAUUAGAGGCACUGCUCAGAUGCCUGGCUUUUCUUUUGUGGAGCCUAGCAUAAGCGAAAUCAGGCCUGACUAUGGACCAGUAUUUGGAGGAACAACAGUUACACUUGUAGGCAGAUAUCUUAAUUCUGGGAUACAAAGAGAUGUCUUUUUUGCUGACAAAAAGUGCAACAUUCUCAGUGCUCCUGAAGGAAAUAAGACUUCAAUCGUCUGCAACACUGCAGCUGCUGCAGUUGUCGGGAAGGUACCUGUGAAAGUCCUCAUUGACAACUUUCAAGUGACGACCACUGAGAUGUUCUUCUACAAGGAAAACCCUGUUAUAACCUCUAUACAACCUCACUGCAGUUUCCAAAAUGGCUCUAAGCUGGUGAUAGAAGGUCAGAAUCUUGACUCUGCCCACAAAACUGUGGUUCAAUAUAUUCCCAAAGAUAAAAACCUCCACUCUCAUCAACAAGUCUGCGAAGGCACAACGAAUGCCACACAUAUGGAGUGCUUGGCCCCUGCGUUUCCUGAAAUGUCAGAAGACAAGUCUGAGACGGGAGAUAUUUUAAUUCACAUGGAUGGAAAAAGUAACCUCUGGAAAAGACGUUUUGACUACUACUCUGAUGUCAAAAUCAUUCCCUUUGAAAAUGAUGACAGCGUAUUGCUUCUAAAACCAGGAGAGACGGAAGUUUCACUGCAUCAUAGCAAACUGAAUAUAGUGAGCACAUGUAUGAAGAUCAUAAUGACUGUUGGGGGUGUGAACUGCAAUGCAAAGGUUCUAGUAAAUGAGCUGACAUGCAGGAUUCCCAAAGGCCUGGAAAUCCCCAGCGAAGGAUUGCCAGUUAGGGUGUAUGUGAAUGGGGAAAUUCAUAAUGUGGGUACAGUAGUCAACGAUGACAACAACAACAACACUGUGAUUGCGGGCAUUGUGCUGGGCAUCAUUGCUGCAUUGGUAGUAGGUGCUGGCCUUGCAUUAAUUGUGAUGAUCCAUUUGAGGAAGAAAAAGAGAGCCAUCAUAGAGAAUCGUUUAUCAACAAUGCUUUCACGGAACCACAUAAGCAAUGGCCCAGAUCUCUCCCUGACCGGUGACUACAGACAAGUAGAUCUGUCCAAUCAAACAUCAGGCUCUGGAGGAAUGGCGUUCCAAGGUUUGUUGUAUGCUGCCAGCUAUGAUCAUCUGGCCGUUCCUUUAAUGCCACGGGACGACAUCUCAAUGGUCAGUCUAAGUUCUGAUCUUCUCGAAGAAGUCAAAGGUGUCCUGAUCCCUGCCGAGAUGCUCCGAAUUGAGGAAAACCAGAUUAUCGGCAAAGGCCACUUUGGGACAGUCUAUCAUGGUUACCUGAUAGACAGCAAGCAAGAGAUCCACUGUGCUGUUAAAUCAUUGAACAGGAUCACAGAUUCGGGGGAGGUGGAUCAGUUUCUCAGAGAGGGCAUCAUUAUGAAAGGUUUCCACCACCCUAACAUACUGUCUCUGCUCGGCAUCAUGCUGCCCAAAGAAGGGCUCCCUCUGGUGGUUCUACCAUAUAUGAAGCACGGGGAUGUGCGUCAUUUCAUCCGCUCUGAGAAAAGGAACCCAACAGUGAAAGACCUGAUUGGCUUUGGGCUUCAGGUUGCCAAAGGGAUGGAGUAUUUAGCCCAGAAAAAAUUUGUCCACAGAGACCUAGCUGCACGUAACUGCAUGCUGGAUGAAACCUUCACAGUAAAGGUGGCUGACUUCGGCAUGGCAAGGGACAUAUAUGACAAGGAGUACUACAGCAUUCAAGAUCAGAAACGGGCAAAGCUUCCAGUGAAGUGGAUGGCAAUCGAAAGCCUGCAAACACAAAAGUUCACUAUCAAGUCUGAUGUGUGGUCAUAUGGGAUCUUAUUGUGGGAGCUGUUGACCAGAGGUGCUAGCCCAUAUCCAGGUGUGGACCCCUAUGACAUCACACACUACUUGUUGAAGGGACGUCGGCUUCCCCAGCCACAGUUUUGCCCUGAUACUCUCUAUUCCAUCAUGCUGACAUGUUGGGACCCAGAGCCCGAGUGCAGGCCUAGCUUCAGUAGCCUGGUUACAGAAGUACAACACGUCCUGUCCUGUCUGGAAGGAGAGCACUACAUGAGUCUGAAGGUUAACUAUGUCAACUUAGACCAGCCAAGGCCCUACCCGUCCCUGACUGGAUCUGCCGAUGAGGCUGAGGCCUCGGACUUGGAGGCAGACAAUAAUGUUGCCGGGUGAGGGUGCAAAUCCAUAAGACUCUCUGAUACGAACACAGGAUCUGGAUCAAAGUUGGAAAAAUAAAAAGGGACUACUUAACCUGGAUCCAUUUAUGCCUGACCUAAAUUGCUGAUCAUCUACAAAUCUGAGCACAUGGGAGGUUUGGCUACUGAUUCAAAAGACACUGUAGGCUAUAAACUGUUAAUGGAGCUGAGACAAAUUCAUGCUGGAAGCUCCCCAUUCUUGUUAGUACAUUUUAUUUGUAGCAAAAUACAGACAAGUACAUGCGGGUAAAAACUUUUUUUUUCAAAACAUUUGAAGCACAAUGAUGGUGAAUGAGACAAGAUGAAUGUAAAAUGUGCUUUUGUUCUCAGAUAUGUAGAAUAGGAUGUGGGGUUACAUGACACUAUGUAGACUGUAUAUAAAUGCUGACAUGUGCUCAGGGGUUGACAUUUUUUUAGUUUUUGGACAGAUUUUUAGUUUUUUGGCGAUUUGAUAGAUUAUAUCCCUUCAAAUAGGCUAUAGAAUGUAGACUUAAUACGAGGCUGUGUACAUGUGAAAUCAUCAUACUGAAUUUACUCGACAAGAUUUAGGACCAUGGAUACUAUGUCAAAAGCUCUGCACCUAUUGAAUUAUACAGUGAGCUGUCUGUGCUGUUCAGACAUCAGUUGAGGCUUAGAAACACAUCUAGUACUUGUCAUCAUCACUAGAGGGCAAUCAACACUUCUUUCUGAGGCAUACUUUUGUUGCUGCUGCAGUGAUGCUCUGCGCUACAGCAGACAGCUCAACACAAAGGUGUUACACAAACAGCACAACUAUAUUCAUCUGAACCUUAGAACAAACUCAGUCUUGCAGCUCAAUCAACACAGCAUAUUGUGUAGCAUUCUGUCCUUGCUGCACAAUUUCGGGAGUUUCCUUGUUCCAUGCGUGUAAUUAAAAUGAUUUCCACAGCAAAUUAGACAAUCCAAGGGGUUUUAGAAUAAAUGUUUUCAACUUUUAGACAAUGUAUGGUUUAACCAAAAACAAAUAUGUUGACCAACAAGCUUUUUACCAGAUGUAAUAGAUUUGGUUCUGGUAUUCUUGAUUUUGUUAUUGCUGUUUUUUUUCUUCCUUCCACCCAAGAUUGAACUUAUGUUAUUAUUUCUUUGCUCUAGGUUGCACUGUAAAGAGUGUUUUUAUACAGACAAAUGGUUGAUUACAAAUGGCGCAUACCUGUCUCUAAAGCGUGUCAACGAAUUAAAUGUCUCCCUUAUGCUUGUUUUUCCUAGCAUUAUCUUGAAUUAAUACAAAGAAAAAAUCUUGAUGGACAAAAA